Molecule: messenger RNA, 1131 nt
Organism: Trichomonas vaginalis G3
Lineage: Eukaryota; Parabasalia; Trichomonadida; Trichomonadidae
Product: Ankyrin repeat family
Exons: 1
Molecular function (GO): protein binding
Source: RefSeq, a predicted model, not a curated record
UUGGUUUUCUUCGCCCCAGAAUUACUCAAAGAAGCUAGAGAAUCUUUCCUUAAAGUCUCUUCUGACGUUGUUAAAAAUUACACUGUAAAUAAACAAUUUGCAGCUUAUCUAAGCGAUCCAGAGAAGCUCGAGAACAACAAAGAAUACAUGGAAAUGAUUGAAUACGGUUGGCCAGUUUCAUCUCUUGAAUAUGCAAUAAUGAAGGACGAUGUUACAAAAAUGAAGGCUCAUCCAAAGUUUUCAUUGGAUUACAAGGUCGAACCUAAUAAUUUCGACCAAAAUGAUUACACACGUUACGGCUGUUCUUUACUUCAAUUUGCCGCAUUUUACAAUGCCGAGAAAUGCUUCUUUGAGCUUUGCGAUCAGAUUCCAUAUGAUGCCUCAAUAGUAAAUGCAGCAGUUGCAGGCGGAAACAUGAAAAUUAUUGAUUGGUUGCAUAAUAAGGGAGCAGAAGUCGAAUUAGCGCUUGAAGUAGGUGCUAACUACCGUAGAUAUGACUACUUCCAGAAGUAUAUCACACCAGAAGUCUGUCAGAAACCGAAAAUGGAAAAUAUUGUUGAUGAUGUUCUUCAAAAGUGCAUGUUUACCAACAAUUUAGGCAUGCUUAUAUUCUGUCAUAACUGUGGUGUUACAAAAGGCAAGGAAAACAAGCUUCUCUUCGAUUGUGCAGAAAGUGAUGCAUAUCUUGAGUCUUUCAAGAUACUUACACUAUUCCCAGAAGUUGAUAUAAACUCUAGAAACAAGGAUAAUUGGACUCCUUUGCAUAAUGCCGCUCAUUUCGGUUCAUUAAAAAUUAUUAAACACAUGGUUACAAUCCCUGGACUUGAUAUUAAUGCAAGGGAAAGCUUGGGAAGGACCCCACUCCAUGUUGCCGCUGCAAUGGACGAACUUGAAGUAGUUUCAUUUUUAUUGUCUUGCACAAUCGUUGAUCCAAACUGUUUGGAUGAUUGGGAUAGAACACCACUUCAUCUUGCUGCAGCGAAUGGUCGAUCACUAACAGUACAAUAUCUGAUUAAAGUGAAAAGUGUUAUCAUUAACAGGACGGAUAAGUUUGGUCAUACACCUAAACAACUUUCCAAUGACCCAGAAACUAUUAAUAUCUUAGAUAUGGCAGAACUCGACUUACAUUAA